This is a messenger RNA of Cinara cedri, 30747 nucleotides long. Lineage: Eukaryota; Metazoa; Arthropoda; Insecta; Hemiptera; Aphididae. The record is from the annotation of a GenBank genome assembly.
UAAGACGUCAUGAUAAGACGAUUGUCAGACUAUCAGUUAUCACUGUCGGUCACUGACCACUAAGUGCUGAUACUCUGCGUUCUACAAAAUGGUACGCUAUUGAUAUUUUCUCAUUUUUUAAUUUGAUAUUAAAUAUUUUUGUCAUUUGUGUGCCGAUCAUUAAUAAUUUAAAAUGCCACUUGCAUGUCACUCUAAUGACUGCGGAUGAACGCUGUCGUGGUGCGCUCGUGCGACGAUCCGGAUUCUCGCGUGUAAUUGUUUCGAAAACUAUGUAGUCUCAAUAGUUAUUGACGUAAUCCACAAAAUGUAAUAAUCAAAUAUUUUCAUAUUCGUACAAUUCAGCUAACGUAUUCAAAAUUCAUCUUGUUUAUAGAUCAUAACUAAAUGCAAUCUUCUCAAAAUGUAAUCGUCGUGUAAGUACAAAUAUAAUGUAUACAUACUACCUAGUAAAUAAAAGAUCCAUUAAAAGAAUAUCAGGUAAAAAAAGUCCCGUUGUAAACUAAUACCUUUCUAAAAAAUAAUAAUGAAUCUGUUGGUGAAAUUAAGUACAUACGUUUUCAGAAAAUUCUAUUAUAAAAUUGAAAAAUAUCAGUGUAUAGUGUCAUGUAAUGAUUAGAAAUUUAAUUAUUGAAUGUAUUCAAAAUAAUUUAUAGAUAAAUAAAUUGCUGAUAAAAAUAUACCUACAUAAUAUUAUUCUGUAUUAUUAUUAAUAGGAUUUUUUUUUCGGUAAAAACGCAAUCUGUGCAUUUUGUAUUAGCUUUACAUCGGGGUUAUUUUUCCUAGUAUGUUUUUAUUAGUUUUUCUGUGAACUCUGUUGAAAGAACCGUCCAACAUUUUUUUUUCAUAGAACUGCAUAGACUCAGUCAAAAUAUGUUUUUGCUUUUACUCUGGCCCUAAGGCGGUUUAGCACAAGGCAUUUUCCAUGAUUGCCGUUUUUGGAACAGUGGCUCACACUGUAAAACAGACAAUUUGUACUUCACAGUUGUAGUAUUAUUAUUAUGAAUAUGCCACAACUAAUUUGUACAAUAUUAAACCAUGUUGGAUAUUUCAAUCGUAAAAGUUUAAUUGUGGAUUACAGUACAUACUAUAUUAUUUAAAUGUUAUGUAUAUUUUGUAGAAUUAAAUAACUAUUUAUUUUAAACACUUAAUUACAUUAAGUUAUCACUUAUUAUGUGCAAUAUGAGUUGAAAUAAGAAUUUUAUAAAAAUUAAUGAUGAACAAACAAUGAAUUUUAUUCAAAGUUUAGUUCACAAGAAACAAAUGUAAAACCACCAUUUUUUUGGCCUUUGGAUCCAUUGCUACAUCUCCUUUUCCUUCUUUUUUAAAUUUAAAUUUAUCACUUUUUGCAGUUAAUUGUAAUUUUAAUUAUUUAGCUGACACACCAGGCAAAAUAGCACAUGCUUCCCUGAAUAACAAUUCCAUCUUGCUAAAUAAAAAUUGUGUUCACAUGUAAAUCUUUACGAUUUAUGUGACCCUUUUUGAAACCAUGCUCGAGAGCAACAAUUAACACAAUUGUGAAAUACUUUUAGCACACGUCUAAUGAAAAAUCCACCUUAAGUCAUAAGUUAUAAUUUAUUUGUAUCAAAUAAAUUUGUUUUAGAGAAGGAGAACAACUUUUGUUUUACAAAAAUAAUUAUAAAGUAGACUUUCCGACAAUCAGGUUGCCUAUAAUGACGCAGUAUACCUAUCAGACAUUCUGUUAUUGGUUAUUUAAGUUAUUUAAGAUAAGUAGUAUAAGAAGUAUAAAAGAAUUAUGUAUUUAAAUCUUUAAAUUAAGUGGUAAGGUAUAGCAUAUUGAAAUAACAUAUAGAGUAUAAAUGUCUGUGUAUUAUAUUUAAUGUCUCAUUAUUUCUAAACAAAUUAUUUUAAGGUCUACUUUACUUAACAUAUUAGUUUUGAAGAAGUCACAUAACACUUUCAAUAAAUUUUUAUUAGGUACAAGUUAGUAAAUAUUAUAAUUAAAAAAAAAAAAUUAAUUUUUGAUAUUGAUACCUACAGUAAAACCUCUAUAAAUUACAACUCAAUAGGAAAAGGUACCAAGAAAUUAUUAGCUAAAAUAUCUACCGUUUUGAAUAUUUUGUAAGUACUUACAAAUUAUUAUAAAUUGCCAUUAAUUUAUUAUUAUUGAAUCAUUAUAUAUUCUAAACUUAAUCUAAAUUAGCAUAGAUAUAUCCUACUUAUCCAAAUUCCCAUCUACUAAAUAGUGGCCAUGAUCAGUAUUAAUUUUUCUUUUAAAUUAGUUAUUUUGUAUAUUAACACUGUUUUAUAUAAGCAUUAUAAACUGAUGGUUUCAAUGUAGUUAAUACAUAUUAACAAUUAUUUUAAGAAUAAAUUGAUUUAUAACACUAACAAUGAAUUUGGAUUAAGUUACAUACAUAAAGUUACAUUAACAUAAACUAAUUACAAUUAAAACCUGAAAUUUAUGGUUCAGGCUUAGGAUUAAUUUUUUAUUUGAAAUGAGUUAAAACAUUAGGGUUUUAUUUAAUUUUCAAUUUCAAAAUAUGUCUGGUCUUAGACUGUAUAAAUGUAUAAACUAUACAAAGUUUUAUGUCAAUCAGAUAAAGUUAACCGGAAAUUUGAACUUAAUACAUUUUUCAAUAUUUACAAUAGUUUCAAAUAUUUUCGUAAAAUAUUAAAAUCAUUGACAUUUUUUCUGAUAUAUAUUUUAAAGUAAAUUAAUUUUUCUUUAACUUUUAUAGAAAUAUAUUGAUUCAGCUGUAAAAAUACGAUAAUCUGUGUAAAUAAUAGUGAAUGGUUAUUAUCGACAAAUAGAUAUUACAAAAAACAUAAGGUGAACAAUAUAAUAUAAGUUAAUUACAAAAAGAAAGAGAAGAAAUAAAAAUUAAAUUAAAAAGCUAGUAUGGUUAAAAAAAAAUAAUAUGUUCAUUAUAAUAUAAAAGACAAAAGCUAAGGGACAGUUUUAUUACCUUUCAGGAGAGCAGAAACAAAAUUUUCAUUUGUUCUUAACUUUGGUAUUGAUAUUUAUUUAAACUUUAGGAAUGAAGUUAUUAUAUAUUUGAAUUCCAUUUUAUAUUACCUUGAUGAUCUGAUUUUAUUUAUAUUGAAAAUAUUUGUUAAUUUUUGAAUACAAUAAUUUUUUUGAAAACUUACCAUUUUUUGUCACUUAGUUCUGAUUUUUUCAGAAAGACACUUUUACCCUAAUUUAAAUUUGCUAUUAUUAUUGCUAUAAUAAUAAUAUGUUUAUUUUGAUUAAAUACUUAAGUAUUUUGAUGUAUCUUUUUUGAGUAUCAAAUAAAUAUAAUAAAAUAAAUGAAUAUUAUAAUAAUACUAUACUAAUUUAAUGUUAUUUUUAUUUUUGAAUGGCAUUAGGCAAUUUGUCUACACCAAUAAUAAUAUUAUUUCAUUUUUAUUAGGUUGAUCUAAUAAUAUUAUAAUAUUUACAUUACUAAAAUAUGAGUGAAAUCAAUAAAAUAUAAACUUUAAAUAGAUUUGAUCUUCUAUUUAGUUCAUAAAAUAUUACUCACAAUAUUGAAGUUUUUAUGAUAAUCCAAACACCUAAUUAACAAAGUAUAAUAAUAUUGUGAAAAAAGUAAAAUUAUAAUUAUAUGCAACAACUAAUUUAUUUAUUUAAUGAAUAAAAUCAUAAUCCAUUGAUCAUGAAUAUCAUAAAUUGCCAUUUUUUAAUGAAUAAUUUGAAACGUGCAGGUAUAAAUAAAUUAAACUACAAUAAUAUUAAACAUAUUAAUCAUAUUAUAAUCAUAAAAUAUAAUAUCAUAUUAUGAUAACAUUAUGUUUACCUUUCCUUGUUAUAUUACUCACCACGAAAAACAAAUAAACAGAAAUAUUUUCAUAUUACUUGAUACCUACCUAUCUUAUAAUAAUAAUAUUUUAUAUUUAAUUAUUGAUAAUAAUAAUAAUAAUAAUAAUAUUAUCUAAUCACAAAAUAAUUAUGGUAUUCUGUGAUCUAAUUUUGAUAUUAAUAUUAUAAAAGGUGAUAAGGGAUAAUAGUGGGGUCUAAGUGUUAAGCGGUUGUUGCUUAGCGAAUAAAAUUUUCAUUAUGUCCCUAUACACAAAAAGGCGCUUGACCCCUACUUUUUUAACACUUCUGUCAAUAAAUGUCACUUGUACCUAAAAAUUAAAAUUAAAUAUCUUGUUACUAAAUAGUUAUAGAAAGACUAGCACUUGUGUGAUCGAAUCCUUUAAGUGUUGGUUAUCCCAUAGUAUACACACCAUGUUGUGUUGCUUAGUCCCUUUUGCCUUUUAACAGUCUAUAUAUUUUUGAAUGAGCAAUAUCAUCAAAUAACAAAUUUAAUUUAUUUUUAAAAUCAUUUUCUUUUAAUUUAUAUAACAAAAACAUUUUAAGAAUUUUGUUGAAGAUGUGACAUUUAAAUUAAGGGUUAAUAAUAAUUGUAUUGAUCAAGCUCCAUACUUAUGUUGUUAUUAAGUAAUAUAAUAUAUAAUAUAAAAUAUAACAAAAUAAUUACGUAAAUGAGAUUAGACAAUUAUACUAUUGUGAACAUUAUAUUAAUUGUAUUAUAAUUAUUUUGUUAUCAACGAUAAUUUUAAGGUACAUUUAUAAAUUAGUUAAUAUGAAAAAGUCAUGAAAAUUGUAUUAAAUCAUUUUAGACUAUACCUAUUAAUAACUAUGAAGAUAUGUGUAAAUUAUGUUGUUUUUUUUUAGUCAAGUCAUUAUGUAUACUUCAUGAAUAGUAUAGGAUAUAAACAAAUUUAUUUACAAAAAUGUUUAAAAUUAAUGUAAAUAUUGAAAAAUUUAGUAAGUUCAUGUUGGCAUAGGUUAAUUUUUAUAUACAUAAACACUCAUUUGGGGGAUGAGACUAAACAUAUUUUGAAAUUUUUUUUUAAUCAUAAGGAACACCCUAAUACACAUAAUAUGUUGUAAACAAUAACAUAAUGCAUUAUCACCUUUGAUCAAAUCAAAUUAAUAGUUGAUAAUAAUCAGUACAAAUUGUUUCAGGUUUCAAUUUAUUUAUUUCACUGCAAAUCAAGUUCCAGGCUAUAUUCUUUCCCUCUACAUAACCACAACAAAGGCAUAGACUGGAUUAUGAUAAGGUUUGUGAAAUAUGCUUGCUAAAAAUCACUGAUUUUGUAAAUAAAGGUAUCUAGGCAGCUCCAUUUUUUUUUUCAAAUUUUACAGGAGAGAAUUUUUUUGAAUUAAACAUUUCACCUUUAUAAAUUUUCUAUUUUCUAUUUUAAAAAUUGUUUCUGACAAAUUAAUAUGUAAUUAAAUCUUAAAAAUAAAAUAUAUUGUAUUUUUUCGUGUUUUCAGUAUUUUUAUUGGAGCUGUCUGAUUUUUAUCCAGAAUCUGCAACAAACUGUAAUUAUAUUUUGUAUUAUAAGUCUUAACUUAAUAUAUAAUUAUAAGUAUAAACAAGAAAACUUGAAAUCACGUUUAAGAAGUAGUUAGGUAACUUUAAAUGUUAAUAAAUCAGAAAAAAAUAUAUGUAUAGUGCCUUUUAUUUAAAAAAAUAAAAUGUAACUUUACAUAAUUUCACAAUAUUUUAGGAUGCAAUGUUAUGUCAUUAAUAAGAAAUCAAUAACAAAAUAAUAGUCAUAUUAAACAAAAACAAUAAUAGCAGUAUAUCUUAUUUUAAAUUAUUGUUCAAUGUAUUUUAAUAUUAUAUAGUGUUAAUCAUAAUAAAAAAUUUACAAAAUAUUUUAGUAGUAACAAUGAGCAAACUAAAAAAAAAAUUUAAACUUAAUAUCACCGGGCAAUAAACUGAUAUGAUUUUCAUAUUUGCCCUGUAAGCCAUUAAGACUGAAAUUGUUUGACUUAAAGUGAAGUACUAAUCUAUCUAAAACUGCCUUACUGAUUCCAAAUAAUGCACAAAAUGCUUUUUUACAGACUACCAUUUCAUUAGCUUCAAGUCUUAUUUUAUACUUAUAAGCACAGGAUUUAUUUUUCUGCGUACUCUUGACUUAGGUUGUUGUCUAGUAACUGACUUCACUGAGACCACAUAAGAAUGAGUCGGUUGUAUGUAAGUAUGGUUUUUAGGUCUAAAACAAAAUGUCGAAAAAUGUUACAUAGAUUUUUUUAUAUGUGUACCGUGCUAGAAAGCUCCAUCAGUCAAAUUUCUGAUUUUUCCAUUUUCAGUAAGUACGCACUCAUGCAUUUUUUAUAUUUUGGUAUGAAAUUAUAUAUUUGUUGGUACCUGUUAUUAUUUGUAAAAAUAUGAUUUUUGGUUUUUAUCAAUUACCUAUACAUGUAUGAGAGUAAAUGUGAGAACUGAAUUAUCAUAUACAACAUUAUGUUAGUAAUUUCAACUAUAUAUAUUAUGUUAAUAAUUGAUACACCAAAUUAAUGAUUGCAUUGUGACAUUUUAAAAAAUGUAUAUGUAUGUAUUAUUAAAAAUUUGAUAUUAAUUACAAAUUGAUAAAACAAAUAUGUAGUAUUGAAAACUGUUCUUUUCAGGAACAACCUUAUUAAAACAGUGCUUUUUAGAGCCACCCAAUUUAUAAAUUCCUUCCAAAAUAUAAAAAAAAUCCACAAUGUCCAUGAAAAUUGGUCAGAAAGUAGGAAAAUUGAAAAUUUGAUCAAUGGAGGUUUUGUUAGAACAGUAUAUAAACAAAAAAAAUCUAUGAGUUAUUUUGAUAUUUUUUCUCAGACCCUAAAGCCAUAUUCAAUCCUGUUAUUUUAAAAAAACAUUUCCGUUUACAAUUUUAAUUAGAUCUAGUCACUAAAAGAGUGCUUUUAGGUACCUACUCUUUUAUUGUUAAAUUUACUUACAUAUCCUAAGCUUGUAUUUCUAAUACUUUUUGCAAUAUUUUCUUUCAAAUUUAAAGUUUUUAUCCCUUUUUUUCUCUUUCAAAACUUAAGUGCUGUUUUCAUCAUUUAAAAAUUAUAUUUGUCUCACUUAAGUUCAUUAUAAUGGGUGGUUGUGAUUCCUCGCCAGUCUCAAAGUAUAUUACACUACUUAUAUUGUCAUAAGACAUAUUAGCUUGUUUUGUUAUAUAGGUAAUCUGAAUCCAAUAAAGGGUCGUCAUUUUCAUAAUCUGAGGAGUAAUCAAAAUCAUCCUCUAGAAUUUUGUUUACAUUUUCGGCAUUCUUUAUCUUAAUAUAUUUAAAACACUACAAAUAGAUGGAACUUAUUAUUGAACAUUGUAUUACACUGACAAAUGUUUAGCAUAUGGCAUGGCUAAGUCACGGGGUGGACAGAAGGUAUUAUUGAACAUAAAAAUUACAUUUUGCAAUUAAUGAUUUUUAUUCAUAUUAGAAAAUAUUAUGCAGAAAUGACAUAACGGUAUCAAAACAUGUGUCAUGUGUGAUACCGCGUUGCUACAAUUGCUACGAAAGUCUACUGAUUCUAUCAUAUACUACAUCGAACAUAUUACGUGAUAUUUCGACCAAAAGUGUGAUAUCGAAAGAUAACACAGUUUAAUUUUGAUCAAAAUAAUAUCAAAACAUGAAAAUUGAUAAGAACGUAGAUUUUGUGUUCUGGUUUUGGACAGUCGAUUACUUCGAAUAAAUUGUUACAAAUGUAUAUUAUUCCGAAAUUAAAUUUAAAAUUUGAUAAACUUGAUAAAAACUGCUACGAAAGGCAUUAACUAUUAAUUAAUUGACGUCAUCUCAUUAUGAACUAUGGUAUCUUGGAUCAUAAUAAGCCAUUCUUAUUGAUAAUAUUUUCAUCACUAAUUAACAUAUGUCUUCUAAAAAUAAAUAAUCUAAAAUAAUAAUAAUAAAUGUACUAAUCUUAAUUAAUUAACUUAAUUACCUUACUUUUUCAUUGCCUUAAUUAAGAUAACUUGUGUCAUUAAUAUUGAUAGGCUAUCUUUGUAUAUUGUCCAAUAGGUUUUUUCAAAUUUAUCUUUUUACUUAUUCAUUGUUAAAAUCAUAAUAUUGUUUUGUGUUUGGUUUUAAUGAUUAUUUUGUAAAACUACAACCUGUAAUAAUAUUUAUAAAAUUAAGUAAAUAAGCUCAAAGUUUACCUACCAAAGAUUAAAAAGGUUAUUAUGAUAUUAUAAUAAUAGUCUUAUAAUAUUUUGCAAGAUACUAAUUGCAUACUAAUUGCUAUUAUAUAUUUGUGUACUGCCGAAAAAAGAUUUAAACAAAAUUCUUUUAGUGACUUAGGUACCUAUCAUAAUAUUUUAAAUUAUUUCAUUUUGAUUAAAAGUGCUUAUGUAUUGAAGAGAUUUAAAGGCUACAAAAGUUUACUAGCUUAUAACUUCUUAAUUAAUGGUUGGAUAUUUAACUUUCAAUGUUAUAAAAUUUAUUUUAAAAAGUACUUAGGUACCUACAUGAUACAAUUUUAGAUUGUUUAAUUAAAUAUACCUAUUUAAAAGUGGAAUAUCUCGUCAAUGAAUACUAAUACUCCAUCUAUUUAUGGGAUUUUUAACAAAGGUGGCUCUUUUAAAAUCAGAAUUAUGAAGUUGUUUCACCCCUAAAAAUUAGGGUGACAAAAAAUAAUGUAAAUAUAAUAUUAUAGAGUUGCAUGUUUCUUAAAUUUUCUAUAAAACAGAUUUUGAAAAAAGUUAAUACUUUCUGAGAUAACGAGUAUUUAACGAUAAAAUAAUCACCUGGUAUACAUUAGGUAAAUUAAAUUGGAUGACAAAUACAAAUAAUUAUUUAGUAUUGACCUAUAGAAAUGAACAACAAUAUAUAAUUUAUUAUCUUUUAAUCUAAGUACUUUCAUAGCUGGACAGUACCUGAGUAACCUACAUAUUUUGUAAUAAUUUUUGCAAUAUAACUUGUAUCAUUUAGCACCACAACAAACAUUGGAGUAUAGUAUAAAAUCUAAUAGUAGAUUAGAUCAGAUUUUUAUUUAAAUUUAUAUAUUAUACAGGGUGUUCCACGAUGAUCUGCCACUUGAAAUAACUUGUUCUAUUUAAUAUUUUUGACAUAUUUUUUUUAAAAUAAUUAGUAUGCCUGUGUGCUACAGUUUAUAUUUGAAUAUUUUUUUUUUUUAGGGUGAGGGGUCUUAAAAUAAAAAAUAAAAAAUUUUACUAAUUUUUUUUAAGAAAUUCAAAAUAGCUAUUUUGUAAAAUAGAUUCUUAGAAAAAUUUUAAUGGUUGAAACUCUUGUAAAAGUAUGGUCUUUUAUUUUCUAAGAUUUUUUGAAAAUUUGAUUAAUUUUCUUUUCAAUUGUAACAAUAUUGAAUAAUAUAUUGUAAGAUAUUGUAACAAUAUCAACAUAAAUUGCCAUUAUUGAUUUACUUUUUCAAUACCUAUUGUCUAUAAUAUGAUAAUAUUAUUGCAUGAUAUUAACUUAUGGAAAAGAAAAUCCUUGUCAUUUGCCAGACUAAUAAAUAAAUAAAACUUUUUCUUUACUGGUCUAUCAUGCUGUAUCUUUUAUUAUUCUUCCAUAAAAAAUGCAUAUUCUAUUGCAUAUAACAUCCUUGAGUUUAUCUGUUCUGUCUACUAUUUGUAUGUCUUUAAUGACUCAUAAAUAGUAGACAAUCAGUGGCAAGAUAAUGUCUUUAAUGACUAUCCUGUCUCUGUUUACUCUAGGGAACUUGCCAAAUGGUUUAUUUAGAAGUGUGCUUCCCCAGCUUGCCACACACAAUCUGCACAUUCUAGAUGCUUGGCUUUCAGAAAUUACUUGAUAUAUUUGGUUUUAAUCUAUACAGAUUUUAAGUUGGAAUUCCUUCCCAACCACUCUCCUACAACAAUGGCUUCACUCUUACUGUAUACAAAAUUUGUUCCAGAAAUUUUACUCUGAUGUAUUAAGUGUAACAUCAUUCUGAAAGGAGAUUAUUUGUUGAUUUUCUUUAUAAUUUUUUUAAUAAUUGAACAAAACAAAAAAUAUGUAAACAUAAUAUAAUAAUGCUUUUAUUAUUUUCAACUUUUAAUUUUCGUUGUAAUUUUAUGUAAUACAUGAGUAGGUUACCCCUUUGUUUAAGCAAGCUUGUUUUGAGAGGGAUGGUCUUCUAAUAUGUAUAAUGUAUAUAAAAGAAAAAAACAAAACAAAUUUAGUAAUUUAAAUAUUACAAAAACUAGUGGAUAACAAUAUGAUGACAUGGUAUAAAUUAUUAUUUUUUUUUUUACAAUGGAUAUUUUAUAUAAAAAUUGACAUCAUUUGGCACACAACUUAACAAUUGCAAUAAUAUAUGUAUUACUACUCUAAUACUGUAUUGAAGUAAUAUAAUUUAUGUAAAUAAUAUUUUUUAAUAAUUCUUACACAUUAUCACUAUGUGUUUAUUUUAUUUUUCAUAUUUUUAUAUUUUAUAUUAUUGUAUCUUUGAAUACAAUGUACCUAUGACCUACUUAUUUUGUAAUGUAUCAUUCAAUUUUUAUAAAUAUAGAACUUGUAAAAAUAAAUAUUAAUAAUAAUAAAAAAACAAUAAUGGGUAUAAUAAUAAUAAUUAAGUUAAUUGAAUAAUUAUUUAUUUGAUUAGGUGUUUAAAUUAGUUUAUCUUAAUUACAUAAUCAUAAUCUAUCAGAUAUUAACAAAUUUUCCAAAAUAUUAUUUUUAAAAAACUUAACACAUAAUUAUAUAUCUUUUGAUGAAAUUUAAUGUAUGUAACAAUAGACUAUUGCUAAUGAAAAAACUAUUCUGACUGAAGUUUGGUUGAUAAUGUUGCUUUGUCAACAAUAUAUGUAGCAUAUUACAGUAAAAUAAUUAUAUAUGCAUUAUUUAGUUUUUUUUAAUAAUAUUUGUUUAAUAUUCUAUUUAUUUUCCCUGUUUUUCACGGGUUUUCCUAGAUAUUAUGAAAACUACCUGGAAAAUUAAAAAAUUAACUCUCUAAAGUACUACUUAGAUAUUAUUUCCUUUCAGAAAUGAUGCUAUUGUAAAUUAGAGCAAAAUUGCUGGCAGAAAAGUUGUAUACAGAAAAAAAUAAAAUAUACCAAAUUAACCACCAAAUUAAUUAAACCAAAUAUAUGCUAAACUUCACUCAGAAUCUAACUCUUAGCACCUAUACUAUACUAUACUAUACAGAUAUGGAGUCAAAUUAGGUUAUUAGCUGACUGUGAGUUGCUUCUCAAAUAUUAUAAUAAAUCUCACAUUUUCUAACAAUAACUGUAAUUGAUUAAUAAGAAAAUAUAGAUAUAUUCUACCUGUAAGUGUUCCUUCAUAAAAAUAAUAACCUAAAAGUAGUUCACCCAUUCAUCCACACCACACAUUUAUGCUCAUACUGUCUGAAAGUUAGAGACCAAUGUGGAUUUGUAUCGUGCCAAAAUCUAUUGUAUUGUUUGUUCAUUAUACCAUUGUUUGUAAAUUUAGAUUCAUCGGUCCACAAAAUACGAUUAUAAAAUAAAUUGUCGAUUUCAAAUUGAACACCAAACCAUGCCACAAAUUGUAAUCUACGUUCAUAAUCUCGGAUUCGUAAAUGUUGUACAAAAUCAGCUUUAUACGGAUGUAUUUUGUUUUUUUCAAAAUUGUAUGUACUGUAUCAACUGAUAUACCGAUUUCUCGAGAUACAUGUCUUAUUUAUGAACGUGGAUAAGCACGUAUGUAAAUCAUUACCUGAAGUUCGGUGUCUUCAUCAAAAUUAUUUGGUCUAGGCUGCUGUCGUUGAUUUUGAUUGUUAGGAAAUUGAUCGUUUUCAUUUAAUCCACGUAAAAGUCUAAGGACAUAAUUUUGAGGUGGAUGAAACCUUUCUGAUUGUCGAGCACUACAGUUACAUUCACCAAAAAAAAAAAUAAGUUCGACCUUUUCACUAUUAUUCAUAUUCAAAAAUUACUCACUUAAAAACCUAAUGUUAUACACUACAAAUUGUCACAGGACUAGUUUCAAAUUAUUAAAAUAAUUAUUAUUCAUCAGUAAAAAUAAUUACUUUAUUUAUUGUUUUACAUUUAUUUAUAAAAUACAUUGAUAACGAACUGGAUUUUUUAUCUUAAAUAUUGACGAAUGUCGGCGAAUUCGAGCCACUCAGGUUAGAUAAAUGAGAGUAAAUUACGAAAACAAUUAUGUAUUUAUUUACAUUUUAUCUGUCAACAAACAGAUAUUUCUCAGUAUCGGAGAUAUUAUUUCGAUUUUCGAGUAUAAAUUAAACAUGAUUAAAAUUUCGUUAAAAACUGAUUAUUCGUAAAUAUAAAAUUUCUACAUACAAUAACUUUGACAAUUUUGUAAUUAGAAAAAUACUUUUUAUACAAAAGUUAUUUAAAAAUAAUAAUCUAUCUGAAUCUGUAGAAAAAGAAUGGUGUUACCAUUAAAAAAAAGUAAGUUGUAUUGCGCACGCGCGUAUCAAAAUGGUUAAUUGAAAUUUGUCGGAAAAUGUGUAUUUCGUUCGGUACUCUCUAUCAUUCCCCGAAAACUCCAUUUCAAUACAAGGUCAUCCGACUGAAAUAUUUAGUGAUACCUCUUACCAUGAACACACUGUAUACGCCAUAUUAUUAUAAAAUUCCAAUUAUUCAAACUUUAAAUAUUAAAAUGGAACCCAUUUUUUCCGUUUUCUUCAGUUUUUUACAUUUGUUGAGAAAAUUCCGGAAAAAAUCGAAAAACGAUCUCUCUUAAGUGCCUCCCCAGUAUGAUAUCUCGACGGAUUUUCUUUUUAAAUUAUUUGUUAAGUUUCUAUUUGUUAUUCAGAUUUGUACAUGAUUGUGAUCACCAAAACCAUUUAUACAAAAUAUAUUAUUCUUAAAUUGCAAAAAACACUUACACAAUACCAACGUUGAAUAUUAUCUUCUAGAAAUUUGUGAAAAUGAAACCAUCAAUCAAUAUUAUGGUUUUAUUCUUUUCACUGUUUAUAAUGUUCAUUUUUAUACAAUUGAAAAAAUAUUCACUGAAUACGAGCUAUUAUCAAAUGCGCAUAGUAAUAAUAUUAUAUUAUCCAUGUCGUUGAUUAUUCCUUAAUAUUUUAAAAUUAUUUUGCCAAUUGGAAAUAAACAGAUUAUUCCAGGACUAUCAAAUACACACUGGCUUCGCAAUUUACAUAAUAUAUUACUGUGACGUUUUUGUCAAGACGCAAUUUACGGUCUUCGAGAUAAUCGAAUGGUUAUAAUGACAACAUUUAAACGAAUCUCAUAUUCGAAAUUAAAAUAUAUUGAUAGUACAUUACAUAAUUGUACUAUAAUGUACAUAAUUAUAAUUAUCUGCCUACCUAUAUAAACCAAAGAGAAAAAAAAGUUGUAAAUUUUUAGUUUUAUAACUGCAAUAAUAGAAGUUUAUGUCAAAUAGGUGUGUGUUUGAAUCACGAUUAAAGAUAUACUGGUUACACAACAAGGCGCGAUAACGAGAUCCUUAAAGUGUCUUACUUUUAACCGAUAAGAAAUAUCUUACGGCGCGCUUAAUAGUAAUAAUAAAUAAUGAUACGUGAACCCUAGGAUAUAUUAGUCCGUUAUGAGCACUAGUUGUCUUUUCUUAUCAACAGAUUAUCGAUGAAAUUCGAUGACACUUCGGGAACCAAAUUGUAUGUUCUUAUCAUAGCUUGUUGUGUAACCAGUAUUUUAAAACCAUAUCUUGAAUCGUGGUUUGAACUAAAACAACAGACAUAACAUGGUACAAUAUGUAAACAAUAAUCAUGUUUUUAUUGUGAUACCUAUAUAUUAUCUAGGUAUCAUAUACCAAGGUAUAUGAUUAAUAUAAUAUAUUAAGUUUUUUAAACUCUUACCGAUAACAGUUUUUACCUACUUACCUACGGUCUUAAUGUAUUUUUAAAUUUGCCCUGUGAGUUCCAACUCCUUAUCUCUCCUAAAACAGUAGUCUAUCCAAUAGUUAGGGUGUGAAACUUAAUGAAUUAAGAUUAUAGUUAUAAGGGUAGACUAAAAAAACAUUUUUUUUUUCGCAGGCGUAUUUUGAUAUUUAAUUUGUAAAGGUAUGACAAUGCCACCGAAUCUAAUUUCGUACCCUUUCCACCCUAAUAGUUUUAUAUUACAAUACAAUUUUUGAAUUGGGUGAAGUUUAUAUAUAAUAAUAUUAUUGAUGUUAUCACCAAAAAUGUUUUGCAAUAGAAUAUGUUAUAUAUACAUGUAUAAUAUGUUCUCAAUUCAGAGGCUUAGGGAUUACUAUAUUGGGAAGUAAGAUGAUUAAUGAAUGACAUAAAUUCAGAGUCACAUAAAACUUUUUUUUACCAAAUAUUUGUCUUUUAUAUGUUAUUAUAAUCAACGAUGAAAAUUAUUAUUUUUACUUUACUUAGGGUCAUUAAUAUAUAGGAUAUAACAGACGUUUUUACUACAAAAUGGAUCCUGACCAACAGCCACAGCCAGACAAGAAACAUUUGUUACUGCAACAGCAGAGAUCAUCUCAACAGAUUCAAAGACAACAACAGCAACUGUUAGAAACUCAAUCUCAGCAAAAUCAGCAUGCAUUACAAACACAACAACUUCUUAAAAUACAACCACAAACUCAACAACAUCAACAGAAGGAAUUGUUAAAGACACAGUCACAAUCUCAGCAACGUCAACAGUUGUUGCAAACACAACAACUGCAAUGCCAACAAAAUCAACAAUUGUUACAAACACAACAGUUAAAACAACAGUAUCAACUAUUACAAACACAAUCACAAUCUCAGCAAAAUAAGCAGCCAUUACAAACGCCGCAACAACAACAAAUAUUAAUCCAACCAUUAUCUGUGAAACGUCAACAGCAAUCAAAUACACAACAUCAGCUAUUACAAAGUCAACAGCAAUCGCAACCAUUGCAGCAGUUUUCACAAACACAGCAACAACAAAUUCAACCCCUUCAAUCACAAUUACAAUCUCAGCAGCCCUUACAAACACAACAACAGCCUCAGCAACUACUUUGGCGCAAGCAAGCUAGUUUACAACAACGAAUUUUACAACAAGAACACUUGAAGCAACAGCAUAUGCUUCUAGAUCGCCAAAAAAUGCAAGAGCAAACACUUAGAGAACUUUUACAGCUGGAGGAUGAUAAUAACGAUAAAGACAACACCAAAGGAGAACGUUUUCAUGCAAAACAAAAAAGACCACAACUUCUCCAGCAACAACAAGAAUUGCAUUUACAACAACAACAAAGACAACACAAAGAGCAACAACAACAGUUACUAGUACUACAACAAACGCAGUCUGUUCAACAGUUACAACAGCAAUCUCAGUUUUUACAAACAACACAACCGCAACAAUCACCAGAUGAAUCCCAAAUCGUAAAUCAACCAGGAACAGUACACAAAUCGCAGCUAGAAAAAACUCAGGCUGUAAUACAAAAACCCCAGCAAGUACAACAUGCCCAAAGCAUAAUACAACCAUCGACCAUACAGCAAUCUCAGUUUGUACAACAACCACAGAUUGUGCAGAAUCCGCAUAUACAAACACCAUUGCAACAGCAGCAUCAAUAUGUUAAUGUGUCAACCCAACAACAAUUAAAAAAACAGCCACCUAUUACCACCCAACAGUUACAGGAUCAGUUGACCCAGUUAAUGAAAAACAAGAAUUAUGCACAGCGAAUAGUGGUUUUAAAUGGUUCACCUAAUCAACAACAGCGUGUAAUUGGUACCACCAACACCGGUGGGCAACAACAGAUGCAAUGUGUUGUCGUUGCAGGUACUAGCCAACAACAAUCGCAGCAGUUACAACGCGUUAAAGUUACAACUGCUAGUCAACAGCAACAACAACCGAUGCAACGUAUGGUUGUCGCUAGCUCUGGGCAACAACAACCGCAGCAAUUACAGCAUGUUGCUGCUGUUGGUCAAAUACAAAAGCAACAAUUACAGCAGAUACAACACUCUGUACCAAGUACCAGUCAUCAACAGUCUCAACAAAUGCAAAGCGUUGUUACCACGGCCCAAAGCCCACAGCAAAUGCAACGUGUAUUAGUAACCUCCACUUCAGGGCAACAGCAGCAAAAGCAAGCACAACAACUUCAACCGACACAACGUAUCGUUAUUGGUCAAUUAAAAUCAUCACAGCAGACACAACAACUACAAUCUACACCACAACGUAGUUUAGUCUUAAAUCAGCAACAGCAACGUGUCCUUAUUGCUGGCCAACAACAGCUUUUAAAAUUACCACAACAUAAACAGCAGUCUCCACAACAAUUAUUACUGCAACCACAAUCGACACAACAACUGUUGCAACCACAAAAACGUGUCAGUUCUGCCAACCAGCAACAGCAGCAUGAUGUUCAACAACCACAGCAGCAGGUGAAACAACAAAACUCACAAAAUAUAAUAAUAAAACCACAGUUAACACAGAAUCUGUUGCAACCACAACAACGUGUCAAUUCUACCAAACAGCAACAACAACGAGAAGUUGUUCAACAACCACAACAAAUGAAACAACAACACUCGCAAAAAAUAUUACUGCAGCCACAACUGGCCCAGCAAUUAUUGCAGUCUAAAUCACAACAGAGCUUGAAUUUUACACAGCAACAAGAAGGUAUUCAACAAAUACCACAGCAGAUAAAGCAACAAGAAGGUAUUCAACAAAUACCACAGCAGAUUAAGCAACAAGAAGGUAUUCAACAAAUACCACAGCAGAUAAAGCAACAAAUCCCACAACACGUUGUCAUAGCUCAACAACAAAAACAACAAAUUAAUGUUAAGUCAUUAGACCAAAAUCUGGUGACACUGCUAAACGUAAAACCGUCGCAUCAACAGAUUCAGCAGUUACCCACUAAACAACCUCAGAAACAAUUACUUCAACAACAGUUGAAUAACGAACCGCUACAUCAACGUAGUGAAGUAAUUUUUGAUACUUUACAGCUUCCUAUUCAACCAGAGCCAGAAAUAUCAGAACAAUCGCUCUUAUUGCAAAAUUCUCAGCGUGAAAAACUACUGGAAUGUCUUUUACAGCAACAACGACAACAGCAUCAUAAAAAUAGGGAAAAGAAACUAAAAGAACGAUUAAAUGAACAACUUCAGCACAAGCAAAAUCUCCAAGAACAGCUAUUACUAGCAGAGCAUCAUACACUACCGCAACAGCAACAAGAGCUGCAGAAAGAAUUAAAAUUUAAAAGCCAGGUAUCGUCAGAAAAUCGAUUUUCGUUUGUGAUAGGAGGUAAUCCGAAGAUAACGCAACAAGAUGAUGAAGAGACAUCCAUAACAACGAAUAAUGAACAACAAUAUCAAUGUAGUGACAUUGAAGAUCAUGAAACAAGCGAUGAAGAUAAUUUUAAAUUAUUUUCAUCUUCCUCAGAUGAAGACGAAGAGGACGAUGCGGUAUGUAAGCAGCGGUAUCUCUUUCGUGAAGCUUAUCGUCUGGUUCAAGAACGAUAUAAUGCAUUAUCCGUAGCUCUUGGACCUAACUUUCGGAUGUAUUAUGAUGACAUACUGAGGAAUUGGAUGAAUGGUCGAUUAUCACACAGCGAGUUUGAUUGUGAGAUUCGAAAAGUGUUGUAUGUAUCAUGGAUGUUGCCUACGAUUAUCGGAAAUAGUGAUAGCAAUAGCAUCAGUGCAUCUCUUAUCACCACUAAUAUUCCUUCUACCAUUACUUUCACUAGUAGUACCAGUUCAUUUAUAACAUCGACCACUAAAACAGCGUCAGUCAGGAAAGACCGCAGGGUUACUACAUCAAAAGAAACGUCCACAUUCAAAGAAAAACCCCCUCAAACUACUUCUAAAAGAAAAUCGAAGGCUAAUGCCUCACCCCGAGCGAAAAAAGUAAUGAAGGAAAAAGAAAUUAUUAUAGAUGAAGAUAAAAAAAUUGAGGAAAUAUCUUCUGUUCUAAUAGAACGUAUGACACUCCAUAAUGCGUUUGUUUCCAGUCUGAUUGCAUUGCUCCCACAUAACCAUUUGCGAUUAGAACGAAAAACGACCACAGCAUCUGAUGUAAGUGAAACCGGAUACCCUUUACGGUUAUAUACAUAUGCGGACGUACCACAAGUACGUCUAUCAAGUCACCAUUGGUAUCCCGAUGAACCUGGCAGUUUACCACGUUGGUAUUGGCCUGAUCGCUUACCAUUUAGUCCCUUAUUGAUGGAAACUACUGACAAAACACAAUUAUCAAAAGAUUGUUAUCGAGAACUAGAGCAAAUUGAAGCGGCAGAUGCUGCGGUUGAAGCAGUUUUACUCAGACCACCGUCCCACACUUUACUACCGUCCCUUUUAAGUUCGUCCAAAAAUACCGAAGCAGCGCGGACUGCACAACUCGAACGUAGUACGGCAAAUGUAACAAAGAAGUUGAAAUGGCAACGAAAACAAGAUAACAAAAGAUUAGCCGUUCAGAUUAAUAUGCGAGAAAACCAUACACAAUUAUUGCGCGAAAUCAAAGCUCGUGGCCGAGAACUAGACGGUCAAGAAUCCUGGUUGAUAGAAAGACUGCGUCAGCUACAGCAACGAAUAUCGGAUCAACGUCAGCAAGUAUUGACUCAAUUUGAAAUUCGAAAACAGAUGCUACAAGUCCGAGUAUAUAGAUAUAUUAAUCGGCCGUGUCAAGAACUACGAGAAGAUAAAGAGAAAGGGCAGCAGUUACUUACAAAAGCUAAUUUAACAACUAAUAAUGAUGAUGAAAUGGAUGUUGAUGAUGUAAUAGAUAUUGAUGAUGAAAUGGAUCUUGAUCAUGAAGAAGAAACUUUGUCUAAAAAAAAUAGUGAAAAACAGCGAACCAAAAUUGGCACAAGCCCAAUGAAAAUUGCAAAUAAAUUUUGGCGACCACAAUCCACAGCCUUAAUGAUACGAUUAAUGCGUGAUCGUCAACGAUUCCAAGCAUGUCACAAACUACUCCAAAGAGUUAGAGAAGAACGUCUGCAGACUAGCCAAAAUAUUGACCGUGUCCAAAAGCUCCAACAUUUGUAUUGUCCUUGUGGUAUUUCUGACAAUAGACCAUGUCAAUAUCGAAAACAAAUGCGUAGAUUUCGUCAGAAGUUACGAUGUCGGGAGUUAGAAGCGAUUGAAGUUGCAAUAUACCGCGAGUUAGCAGAAAAAGUUGCAGAAAGAGAAAAGACAGAAGCUGAAAACAGUAAAAAAUUAGUUGUUGAUAAAAUUGAAACAGAAAAUUUGGAAACUGAAAAAAUAAACACUGUCAACAAAAAAAUAGCACUACCUAAUAAAAAAAAAGAUAAGGUAGUUAAGAAAAAAUCAUAUGUGACGACCAGAAGUAAAAAUAAAUUGUCAGCUGCUAAGAGCAAGACUAAUGAUGACGCUUUGAAAAAUAUUCAAUUUAAAAAUACAACCAAAACGGUUGAUAACCUAACUAAUGUAGCAACUGGCGUAUCAGAAACGCCAAACAUUGUUAAUCCAGUUUUAGGGGUGAAAACACACGAUGUUGAAGUUGAUAUGAUUUGUAAGCAAAGUCCACAAAGUCUGGGUGGUUUAGGUGGUAUGAGGCGAUCGAUGUCUCGGCUGAAAGAUCAGAGAAGUGCAGUUGAUGUUGCAGUUGCUGCUGCUUGUGCAGCACAAAAAGCACUCGAAGCAUCCAAACAAAAACGAAACCAACAGAAAAAAAGUGCGGCGGAUACGAAUAAUGAUCGGUUAGCCAGCGAACUCAUGCCACCACCUCCACCCCCACCACCAAAAACUUCUGCAAUUCCAAAAAAACCUACUGUAGGAGCCAGAUAUUUAAUGCAACAGCGACUGUUACUAGAUCGACGUCAGCAGUUGGAGCGUUUGCGACGUGAAGAAGCAGAAAGACAACAAAAAACUUACGGAUGUCGGCUACAAGAGAAUGAGUAUAUUAUUAAGGAAAGAAAUGAUCAGAUAGAAGAAAUUGGUCAUUUGGGACAACAAAUGAAGUUACACAGUUUUUAUUAUGACAGCAGUGGUGAUUAUUAUUCAUCAGAUGACGAAUCAUUUGGCGAAUUUUUACCGGAACCUCUAUUCCCACCACUAUUACAUGAUCUACGAAUGGACCAGUUACUACGGCCUGCUCGUUAUGUACCAUCUGCAGCCAUACUUCCACCUAUCGUCCAAGAAUCUAUUUUAAAAACGUCAUCGUUAGCGUCCAAGAACACAAAUGUCGAAACCAUGGCCAAUGAUUACAAACAUAAACUUCGGCAGCAGCAUAGGUACUCCGAAAACAAACUAAUUCAAAAAAUUAAUGAACCUUUAAAAGAAAACUUAUCUAAGCGUGGAUCAUUAGCAGCUAAAAUUUCAACGGUUCGGCCUCCAUUAUUCAAGUCAUCAGUAAUAAUUGAGGAAAUAGAGGAAUUGCCCAUAGAGAAAAAAAAACAAAACGAGAUACAAACAAAUAAAGAUGACAACCAGUUAAUGAGUGUGACCAAUAAAAUGGAAAUAUCUACAUCAAAAUUGUCCACAAUUCAACAACAGAAAAAAGCUAAAGAAAUUUCUCUGAUAAAUAAACAUAAUCAAGAUCUCCAAGCUAAUACCAAACAAUAUUCAAUAGAAUCUGAACAGACACAAAUUGAUGUAAAACAGACAAAUAAAAAAAAAACGACCACCAAACGAAAACGAAAACGUAUUUGUGGUCGACGAAAACAGCGGAAAAAAAAACCCGUAACUACGAUUUUAAUAGAAGAUGAAGAACUGCCACCGGAGAAAACAGAUUCAACAACUGUUAAAGACAUGAAAAAAUACCAGUCGUUGAAAUGUAAGAGGCCCUGUCGGACUCAGUUAGACAAGGUACCUGUUAUUGAUCUUUGUAUUGAUGAAGAUAAGGAAAUUGUAGAUCCAUUAGUUAAUUCCACGCGGAAGAUACCUAUUAUUGAUCUACGUAUUGAUAGAGAUACUGAAAUAGUUGAUGGAUUGGAUUAUUCCAUAAGAAAGAUUAAGGAGAUUGAAUUUAUAUCAACAUCUACUGAAGAUAGCGAUUUGCCAAAAUUAGAUCAAAACCAUAGUGAAUUUCAGGUUAAAUUAGUAACUCGUAAAUCUGAGGUAUUAAAUUCGAAUAGUGACCAACUGAGCCCUGAAUAUAGAGAAAUCCUGAAACUGAUAGUUCAAUAUCACAAAUCUUUAAAAUUUUUCCCGCCGAUGCAACGACUGCUAAAAUUGCUCCUUAUGCAACAUAAGCUUCCUCGGUUCCCACCGUCACGUGCUGAAGAAAAAGAACGAUUUAUGUUAGAACUACUAUCUGAUUCUUUAUCGCAAAUCAAACAGCAGCAAAUAGAAGAAAUUAAACAAUCAACAGUGGUAGAAAAUUUGCUUAGUGGUUGUAUUACACAUACAUGCGGGUUAUAUCGUAAAUGUGUACAACAAAAUUGGCGUAAUCUAUGGCCCCUUUAUGAUAAUAAGUCAAGUAAUCCCAUUAAUGACAAAAAACGAAUGUGUCUGACUGGAAUACUAAUUAAUAAUUAUUAUGGCUGUGGUAAAGAAAUCACUCAUAAGCUGCUACAACUAAAUAAACUGAGAGAAGAAAUAGAGUAUUAUGAACUAAAUAACAAUAAAACAAAUCCAUCAAAAUUACCAGAAAAUCAAAAUAUAUUAGAUCAACAACCAAAUAGCUUUAAAGAACAAGAUCAGCCUUCACAAAAAGAAAAAUUGAAUCAACAAAUACAAUUAGAUCAAUAUGAACAGAUUAAACAAAAUAAUCAACCGAAACAACAAAUAAAAAAUAUUAGCCAACAUUUGGUUUUGAAUAAAAUCGACGUAUCUUUGAAACCAUGCUAUGAUUUCAGUCCAUUGCGUAAACAAUUAUUGAUUAAUAAGAUGAAUUAUAAAAACCGGAAAGCGGUUGUUAAUCUAAAAAGGACUAACAUACAAAUAGCUUUUAAUCGUGACGGUAUAUCUAAUUUGUCAUACUACGAUACUUUGUCGCCACUCAGAAAGAGGUAUGUUGGUUCAAAUUUUUGGUGGUCAUGGGAAUGUAAACAGAGAUGGGUAUCGCCGUUGGCUACCGUUGACAUGAAUGUAAGAAAAAUACCGAUAAUUAAAGAGCGGAUCGCUGACCUGAAACAACUGACAAUACCGAAAACAGGAUCCGUAACACAAAUGUUUGUCAAUAAAGGAAUAAAAUUACUUAAGAGUGUUGAAGUAAAAUAUAAGAAAUUCGUGAUGGACCAUAUCUUAAAUUCAGUGCGUACAAACAAUGAGAAGGCAUGGCAAAUUAUGCAUCUAAAAAAAUAUACGGAGCUUCGUAUAAAAUCGAAAAAACUUUGGGACGAUUUAAUAGUGAAUGAAGAAAAGCAACUUAAAUUACUGUGGGAAACUCUUAAGCAGAAACAACUUCUUUUACCAUUAACCAGUCAAGACGAGCAUAAGGAGCCGUGUUCAAAACAAAAAGUAAAUCAAGAACUCCAAAAACAACAACGUGCAUUACUGUCAGUUAGACAAAACCAGGAUUAUGAAUAUUUUGGAUUAACAGAAUUUUCAAUAGGAAAAAGUCGUUAUUUAAUAGAAAACAGCUAUAUCAAUUAUCCAAAACCUAUUUGGAUUAACGGACAAAAAGCGGGGAACAUUUAUAAAAGUUCAGAGUUAAUUAUAGCAAAUUCGCAACUAGACAUUACUGAAAAAUGGAUGCAGUUUAAUAAAAUCAACAAAGAAUGCCGAAUGCACUUUAAGAAAAAUCUUCAUGAGGUAAAUAAUUUGAGGAGUAAACUGGAGAAAUUCACCCGUACACUUUUCAAUCGUUUCAAAGAAAUUCAAAAUUCAGGAAUGUAUCAAGAAAUACCAUGUUUUGAUGCGGCUAUAAAGCUGCACGAAAAUGUUCCACAAACACGAGUUGAUCAACUGAAGGUUUUACUACAACUUAAUCAAGAUGUAUUAUAUUUGAAAAAUAAUCCAAAUCAGUCACAUAGACCAAUAUUAAAGGCAAAAUUUAGUAUAUCAGAUAAUUUAAAACAACUAUUCGAACUACGAGACAAUCUUAACGAUAUAAAAUCCCAACGAAAAACGCAAAUUCAACAACAUAUAUCCACAAUGCAUUCCAUCAAACUGGAUCUACAGAAUAAACCUGCCAAAUGGAUUUUACGGAAACUGGCGUUAUUAAUGCAUAAUCAGCGGUUUGUAUUGCAACGUCAACUAAACAGAUUCGACGUCCAAAAUCCAGAUAAUAUAUUGAACCAACGAAACAUGUCUGAAACAUUAACAACGCAUAUACAACCAUCCUUGACAUUGAUAUCACAAGAAAAUCAGGCGUCUGGGCAAAGAUCUCUACAUUAUUCAAAAAUAUUACUAACACCAUUACAGUCUUCAACAUUAAAACUACCGUCGCCAACGUUUUCGGUGAUACUAUCAGAAGAACAGCCAGAUGGUCCAAAACAAAUAGUAGCGACAAUACCAAUACUGAACACAGAACAACAAGAACCACUGAAAAUAGAUAAAGAAUUGAUAUUAAAAAAAAGAUUUAAUCUGUUAAUGGAUAAAUUGAAACCAUUGAUGGAAUUGUGGCAGCUCUCAUUUAAAUUUCCUGGAAAUUGGCUUCACCAACAAUUGGAUGACAUAGAGCAGACAAUGGCAUCCACAUUAACAACUACUACUUCGCUGUGGUCAUGGAAACAAAUCAAACGGAUCUGUGAUUAUUUGAAGUGGCGGCAGAAGCGAGUGAAUAAGCUUGUUAAUGAGAUUUUAUUGGUGAUGAACCAAGAACACAUGGCUAUAUCACCGAAUACAGUUUCACGGAAAGCGUAUUCCGUUUCAUUAGAACUGCCAAAGUUAUUAAUGUCAAACGCACAACCAUCAACACAUUCAGUUUUAUUGAAAUUACCACAACCCUUAGCACCACACCAGCAAUCAUUAACGUAUCCAGCAUUGUUAAAAUUACAAAUACCGCCAUCUUCUGAACAAAAUUCGCUCACAUAUUCUACGUUAUUGAAAUUGCCGAUACCUUUAAAAGAGAAUCAUCAAUUAAAUAGUAACUCACUACAACCUGAAUCGGCAUCUAAAAGAAGACUUACAUCGCCGUCCCCCCUAAUUAGUUCUAAGCGAUUUAAAACCUCGGAUUCCGAAUCUGAAACUACACAAAUGGAUGUUCAAAUGUCCGAGGAAUCGCCAUUGGUCGAAAACACUGAUGGGAAGACAACGAUAAUAGAACAAGACUUGAUUGGAGGUGUUCACGCUACUUAUUACAAAUUACCAACGCAGCUAACAGUUAAUGUUAACGAACCAACCAAAGUGAUAGACGUUGAUGACAAAUCAAUUAAAACGUUACCUAUCGUCGGAAAACCAUUUAGAGUAGCUUUUAUUGAAUGUUUACCGUCGAUGACCAUUUCUAAAGACAUGCCAAUAAAAUUGGUAAGUGACGAUGCCAAAUCAGUAUUAAAAAAAUCAGUGGACAUUGCGGUUUCCGGUAACUUGAGAGACAUCAUGAGUCAACUAGUGGCAUCAGCAUCUGAGAUGGCCCAGCAGGAAACGUCUUUAGAUAGCGUAGACUGUAGCCCAAUAAAAACAACGGUACCUAUUGAGGAACUAAAAACAGACAAUUUGAUGGAAAAAUCCGAAGCUAAUGAUAUCAAAACAAAAAAUACAACAAACUUAAAUAAGAUAGUUGAUAUAUCAAAUAUUCAACGUCAAAGUAUUCCAGUAAAAUAUGAGACUGUGCGUCGUUAUCGACGUUUGAUCCGAACUCGAACAGUAGACAUACACGGACCUGAUAUUCCCUCAUUUCAUGACCACGGAUUUGCGUAUGGUACAACCGAACGAGCUGUACAUGGUCGAUUCAUUGCCACCAUAAUGUCGAUGAAAAUAGCACAAUCGAUCGCUUCAUACAUACCGCCUAAUCGUCUACAGAUGCCUUAUGCGUGCAGUGUUUUAAAACAAUCUAAAUAUGUACAUGAUGGAGUUACUAACGAGUGUAACACGAAUAAUGACAACUGUACUGUAGCUGACUCUACGUCGUUACAAAUAUCAAACUUAAUUGAUGGACUUGAAAAAGCUACAGAAUACUCGACGAACUCGGGUUGCCACAACGGUCACCUUUCGAGUGGCUGUGCUCGGACUUCAGGUGCUGAAUUGAUUGCUAUAGUUAAGCGACUCAAAUCAACAGUUUCUACGCUUCAAACACGGGAUGCAUCGUCGGCGGAGAGUAAAGUGCCAAUUGUCAUACCAUCGCAGUCUGUGGGACAAUCUAGGAAAAAAGUGACGGAAACAGUGUCUGUAGUUACAAAACCCAUGGUGGCCACAAUUAAGCCACCACCUAAAAAUACCGUUUUGGAUUCGUUAAACACAAUUUCUACAAACAAUAGUAAUACAAAUCGAUCGGUGAUCGACAAAAGGCCUGCUUCUGUAGCAUUCACAGAAACAUCAUCAACUUUGGCAUCAUCCCCUCCAAUUACCGAGUUGUGUAAGAAGUCAAAGUCAACUAUGGAAGUGAAUAGUGUUUGUGAAAAUAAACAAAAACCAGCUGUAGGGCUGAACAAGAGAUCUGCUAAAGUAACAUUUUCUUCAGCAGUGUCACCAACUUCAACAACGUCUUUAUCUGAUACUGUUUCAAUGUCAUCGCCAUCGAUUCGAUCAUUGAAAAGAUCUAAAUCAACCGAAAUAACAGCUAAUACCUCCACCAAAUCAACACCAAUGGCGGUGGCAGAGUUGCAAAGUAACGACAAAAUACGGUCCGCAUUGGAAUCUGUAAUUGUUAGUUCUACAAAGAAAGACGAAUUAAACAAAUUAUCGACAGUGAAAUUGUUAACUCCGGCAAUAAGAUCCACGAAGAGAUCGAAAUCGGCAAUAAUAACAGCAUCUACAUCUACAAAAGUGGAUGAAGGUGACGAUUUAAACCGGUCAGAACAAGUUAAUCAAUCUGCACAGGAUACGGAGAUAAUAAAACACGUUUCCUCUUUGACGACUGUGGAUUCAUCACCUUUGGUAGUCGAACCGCUCAAAAGAUUAAAGUCAGCGGAAGCGAUGACAACCACCAAGUUAACUCCAAAACCAGAAUUGCCAACGUCUUCUUUGGAUGUGGCACAUAAACCUGAAUCAAUGGCGACCAGUGUAAAACUAGAUAGCAUUUGCGAAAGUAUGACUUCCAAUGAUAGUAGCAACAACCUAAAAAUCGACGAUGACGAUAACACCAUAAAUGUCAAGACAACAACGAUCACGGAAGAAGAGACGCGCACGGUGACGGUAAAUCAAACAAGAUGUUCGCUUGUACCAGCGCCGAUGGACGUUACAGCAGAGUCGUGUACGCUUGUGGUUUCUGCCUGUGAGCAGUUUGUUCGGCAGAUGUUAAUGGAACGGAUGUUAAAGACUGGUCGUGGUGCUGGCACACUUGAACUACGUCGGCGUAAAGCGUUUGAGGCGGCAAUGGCAGUCGACGACGAUAUUCGGCCAACUUCAGAAAAUUGCUGGACGAAAACGAUUGCAGCGACCACCGCUUUUUCAGCACCAGUUACAGUUGAAAACGCGCAAGCCAACGGUAGUGACCCGCUAGUGUCAGAACAAUCAUUACCGUACGUCAUUGCCGAUAAAAAUUCAAAACAGUCGACAAUAAUGACAGUCAAAACGGUCGUUGAAACGCACACAACCACGAUCACGACUACUACGACUACUAAGAUUAACAAAAGUGAAAGUCAGGCGGCAACAAAAACCGUUCCCGCGACGAAAACAAUAUCGUCACCUACAGUUCUGCGUGCAAGAUCUCCAACUUGGGUAAGUGGUGCAGCAGUACAGGAAACGAAGAGACGCCUGCCAAAAACAAAGAUGACGUUACCGUCUAAAUUACCUUCUGGAACCUCGGCUAGGACUAUACCAAUGAUUACGAUGGUGGUGUCGUCUGAUGAUGAAGAUUUUGAACCAACAAAAACUGCAACGACGAAACCAAUAAACAAAAACACAUCCACAAUGCAUCUAUCAUCCAAACCCGAAAUAAACGGACAAAAUACACCUUCUGAUUCUAUGACAACUGUAGAAGUCUCUAAGAUUGUGCCCAUUUCGAUACCCGAGAAUACUGUACCUGUUGCGGAUGCGGUCAAUGUGUCUGCAGGGCAUCGUGGAUUUUUCGUAGAGCGUGGACGACCACUGGUGCGCCCAUCAUUCCAUCGGCGUCAGAAGUUUGGCACGUUAGCAGCCACCUGUUCUAUGGCAGCAGCAAAAGUUACAGCAGAAAACCAUGCCACUCAUAGGUACUUACUUAUUUAUUUUGCAUAUGAUAUCAAGGAUUUUUAAUGAGGUGGGAGGAAGGGAUAACUAAAAGUUGUCCCAUGUUUUUUCACGGUUUUUCACAUUUGCUCAGAAAACUCUUGGGAAAAAUCUAAAAAUGACCUACCUUCCCAGUCAGAUUUCUUUCAGAAAAAGUACUAUCAUUGUAAGUCUGAUUAACAUUGCUGGUAGAAAAGUUGUUCACAGUAAAAAAAAAUAAACAUAAUUUUAAAACCAUAAACUUCUUCGCUCCAUCCAGAAUCUAAAAUAUAAAUUACAAGCAAGUAUAUUUUAUAAAGGAGAAAAUGUUGAAAAUGGCUAUUAUGUAGAGCAUACAAUUUAAAAAAAAUAGAGUGGAUGUUAGCAGAUAACACCGCAAUAACCACUAACAGUAAAUGGCCUAGAAAUAGUUAAGACUUGUAUAUAUUAUUUUGUACUUAAAUUCCAUUUAUUUUACACAGACGUUUUAGCAAUUAAAACAUAAGAUAAUGCUUUAAAUCAUAUUAACAAUACAGACUCCAGUAUUAAUCAGAAUACUUUGAACAACGUUACAUAAACACCAUACUGUACAUUGAAUAGACUACAAACAUUUUAGGUUUCUUUUAUCUAUUUCAUGUUAUCAAUUUCGUUUAUUUAUUAAUAUUAUUACAUUUCUAAAUUAUUUAAGAAAUGUGUAUAAAAAUGAUUUAUAAUAACAUUUGAGGAAAUUACUUAAAUUGCAAAAUCUUACUAUGUUUGAUUAUUAUCUACAAAUCUACUUGAGAAGAAAGUAAAUAAAUUAAAGAAUACAAAUAACAAAUAACAAUAAAACAAAAAUAAUAAUAAUAAAUAUCUUACAAAACUGAAAAAAGUACGGAUAUCUCCCAAAAAAAACUUAAGAAGAAAAAAGUAAAUUAUUUAAUUUCUCUAUACUAACCCCUUUUCUCCUUACAUGUAUAUUUUUCUAUCAGAUUCCUAUUACUAUUUCUAUUGCUUGAUGGCUCUUUUUGAAGAUUACAUACGUCUUCACUGCAAUGGAAUAUUCAAUCUAUCUAAGAGGGUAAAAUCAAUUUUUAAAUAUGUCGAUACAAUGAAAACGUUAAUGUUAAAAAUAAUAGUUUGAAAUUUCGAAAACAGACUGUCAACGAGCAUUUAUUUGAGAUUGCCUAGAAACCUAGGUACAAUAAACUUUUUUUUCUCUGAGAAAAAAGAAUAUGAAAGUAAGAAAAUAAGAAGAAUUGAGAUAAUUGUUAGGUGGACAAAUGUUGAUAUCAAUGCGUUUUAGAGACAUGUUUUUUUUUUUUAUUUUUUAGAAAACAUGACACUAGUUUUUUGACAAAAAAAAACUCUUUUAUGAGUUGCCUUUUUUUUUUGCUUUUUAAUACACAAUUAAGUAAGUAAUAUAAUUAUUUGUGCUAAGUUGAAUAAGUAGUGCAAACGUGCAAUGAUUGUUUUUUUUUUAGUAUUUUAAUUAACUACUAAUAAAUUUCAAAUAUUUUAUUUUAUAUUUAACACGAUCAAUAGGGUCUGAAAUUCUCUUAGCCUGCUCAGUGCAUAUGACUGAAAUAAAAUAGUAAUAGGUAUAAUAAUAAUUAUAAAUGUGUUUUUAUUAUUACAGAUACUUCAAUGAUGGCAAUAAUGGUAAUAAAGACAAUGGCUGUUAUAGCUAUCUUGGUGACCCUACAUGUUUACCACCUGUUAGUCGACUAAAUGAUUUCCUUGUAGAGGAUUAUGACUCAGAAUGCCCACCAGUUGUGGCGUCAAAAUCUAAUGAAGUAAAUUCCUCCGUUGCUUUUCAACGACAUCAGGUGAUGCUUGAGAUGGCCAAGCAACAAGAGAAACGCAAAGAGCUAGAACGAGAAAUGGUGCUGCGUGUUCAAAAACAUCAAAAACAACCGCCCGACUCUCCACUAGAGUACUAUGAGAAGUUCUUGCAGUUACAGUAUGGAACAGAUGAACAGAUGACUUCAUCAACAUUAUGUCGCCCUUUGAACUGCGAUGCAGGUCAAAAUUAUUUAAAUUGGAAUGACUAAAUAGUUUACCUAACCUAACCUUACCAACUACUGUAGGUUUUACUACCUACUAUCUUAUUUUGUUAAAUGUAAACCUUGCCAAAUAUAAUCACUGAAAUUCCAUUGUAUAUGUAUUUUAAGCCCAUGUGGUUUCUCAUUAAUAUUAAUGUGCUUGACGUGACUAUUUUAUUAUCCAUAAUACAACCAACCAUGCUCCAAUAUUAUAUUAAUGAGUUGAGCUAACAGUGAAAUUGCAAAAAUUAUGAUUUUUUAAAAAUUGUUGUAAAAUGAUAACUGCUUUCACCUUAUCCUUUUUUGGUGCAUUAUCUAAGUAUAUAUUUUAGAGUGUUUUGAAUACUUUUAUGUCUAAUGUGUACACCAUUAUUAUCUACUAUUUUAACUUUUCUUAUAAUGUGAUGUAUUAGUAUAGUGUGGUGUGUUGGAUUUUAUGAUACUUUUAAGUUUAAAAAAAAUUGAUUCAUCUAAUAAUUGGCUAUAUUGUACAUUUUAUCUAAAAAAAAAAAAAUAAUAUUUAAUUAGUAAUGUAUUGUAAACACAUUUUCAAUUUUUAAUGUAUUACCAUAUUUUUUAAAAACACAUUUUCCAUGAAAAUGGUAUUAUUUAUUAUUAAUAGUACACACAUUACUACCUAUUUAGUAUUUAUAUUCACAAAAUAUUAAAUUAGUUCUGCAAAACAAAAAUAAGUGUUUUCCUGUCUAAUCGUCAUUAUUUUUCUACAAAAUAUAUGAUCAUCAUCAGGGCUUGUAAAUUUAAGCAUUUGCAUAUUUUUUUAUCUAUACUCCAUUUAACUUAAGAGUACAUUGGUUUGGCUGAGUGCUGACAGCCUAAUUGAUUAGAAACAAUCGCCACAGCGAGAGUAUACAGUGAGUCAUAAUAUAUAAAUACCUACCGUCAAAUAAAUCAUUGUAAUAUACAUGCAUAAUAUACUAUUUCAAUCAAACUAAUGGAAACAUAGAAAAAUUAUUUUACUUAAACUGAAGCAGUGAGGCUGUUAACACAAAAUGUUAUUAUCGAAAUUGGUGGCGAGAUUGAUAAGUGGGUGAAUAGGUGAAGGGGUACUGAUAACCAGGAAUGCACAAAAACAGACUUUUUCGAUCCCCCCCCCCGUGUAGUCUUAAGUUGAAUGGUGUAUAUAUUUAUGUGAGCUAUAAAUUUGUUUCAAAAAAUCACUUAAGUUUAUUUUGCAUACUUCAAAGUUUAACUGCUAUUUUAUUAUCAUAUAAGUGAUUUUUUGUUUUUUUUUUUUAUAUUUAGCCCUAGUUCAAUAGCAUAUGUUUCAAAAUAUACUUAACAUUAAGAAUAAUUUAAACAGUCUUGAAUAUCCAUAAGUUCAUUUGUUUCUAUUAGUAUCCACUGUAACUCAAUAAGACAUUAAUCAUAUUUAUAAGAAAACCCCUAUAAUUGUAUUAUGUUCAUAGUGCAUUAUUAUUUUAUUUGUAUAGUUUUAGAUAUUCAGGUAUUAUUAUUAUUAAAUUAUGCACAUUUUAUUAUUAUAAGUGCAUAUUUAAGUGCUUAUAUUCAUGUUUUCAAGAGUAUAUUAUUGCGCUUAUAAGAACCUUUUUUAGAGCUACAAGCUUUAAAAGCUUGGUCAUUAUGAUCAUUAUAACGCUAAUUUCCCAUAAAGGAGAGGUGAAGUCUGGGCCCACAGCACAGGGGCCUGGGUCUUUUAGGGACACUGUAAAUUUUAUUAGAAGUUAUUACAAUAAAUAAAUUACUUAAUUAAUAAAUAAACUUUUGUUUAAUUAUCACCAAAUCACCAAAAUAAGAUCCUGCAAAAAUAUUUAGUACAGUGGCGCUAAAUUUAAUGUGAGGGCCCUGCUAUUAUUUCAUAUUAUUAUUUUAUAUUUAUGUAGCCACUUGGUUAACUAUUUGUAUUGUUUUUCAUUUAUUAAUAUAUUACUGUAAUUGUCACUUGUUGAUCUUUUUACUUACUUUAGAUAGUUCAUAAUAUAAUUACAAGUAAAUGUACAAAUAUUAUUGCUAUUAAUGAUAUUAUAAUAUAAUUUAAUUUUAAAAUCAAA